Messenger RNA from Tyto alba (common barn owl), 10657 nucleotides. RefSeq names its product myosin VIIB (gene MYO7B). Gene Ontology annotation, cellular component: cytoskeleton; myosin complex. Gene Ontology annotation, molecular function: ATP binding; cytoskeletal motor activity; protein binding. NCBI's taxonomy places the organism in Eukaryota, Metazoa, Chordata, Aves, Strigiformes, Tytonidae. The record is from RefSeq and is a predicted model, not a curated record. The transcript is spliced from 50 exons. Bases 317 to 6787 code for a protein of 2156 amino acids.
CUCAGACCAUAAUGGGAUUGCACAGUGGGGAAGAAUGACCUGCCUUCUAGCAAGCAGAGUAAGCAGCGCCCACUUGGCAUGUAUGAAGGUGUGUAAUGACACAGAUCUCAGAGCCCCACCAGUCUGCCUCUCUGUACAACCCCAUGAACUGGCUGGAAUGAAAUAAGCCUUUCCCUGAGGGAGAGAAUGCUCAAGACAACCAAGGGAUGCACUUGGAAAUCCUUUACUGUGCUUAUGAAAAAGAGAGAAUUAAGCUGCAGAAGCCAGGCAGUGAAGAUUUCUUCAGGAGAGGUUACAUUCAGUGAUCUGAAACAUAAUGGUGGUUUUCAGAAAGGGUGAUCAUGUAUGGCUGGACACCCAAGCAAACAGUGAAUUUAACGUCCCUAUUGGGGCAGUUGUGAAGAACUCUGACUCAGGACGGAUCUUGCUGGAGGAUGACGAAGGCAAGGAACACUGGAUCACAGCUCAGAACAUGCACAUGGUGCACCUGAUGCACCCCUCCUCUGUCCAAGGGGUGGAAGACAUGAUCCGCCUUGGGGAUCUCCAUGAAGCAGGCAUGGUGCACAACCUCCUUAUCCGCCACCGGGAGCACAAAAUCUAUACUUACACGGGAUCCAUCUUGGUAGCAGUGAAUCCAUACCAGCUGCUGCCUCUCUACACAGUCGAUCAGAUCAGACUGUACUGUAACAGGAGGAUUGGAGAGCUACCACCUCAUGUCUUCGCCAUUGCAGACAACUGCUACUUCAAUAUGAAGAGGAAUAAGAGAGACCAGUGCUGCGUGAUCAGUGGGGAAUCUGGAGCUGGGAAGACUGAAAGCACAAAGCUAAUACUACAGUUUUUGGCAGCUGUCAGUGGCCAGCAUUCCUGGAUAGAGCAGCAAAUCCUAGAGGCCAACCCCAUUCUGGAAGCUUUUGGAAAUGCCAAGACAAUUCGAAAUGACAAUUCAAGCCGCUUUGGGAAAUACAUUGAUAUUCACUUCAACCAAAAUGGUGUGAUAGAAGGAGCUCGGAUAGAACAGUUUCUUCUGGAGAAGUCCCGGGUUUGCCGGCAGGCUCCAGAGGAGAGGAACUAUCACAUCUUCUACUGCAUGCUAAUGGGAAUGAAUACAGAGCAGAAAAAGAUGCUGAAUCUGGGCACUGCUUCAGAGUACACUUAUCUCACUAUGGGCAACUGCAUGUCCUGUGAUGGCCGGAAUGACGCAAAGGAUUAUGCCCACAUCCGCUCGGCUAUGAAGAUCCUCAUGUUCUCAGACUCUGAGAACUGGGAUAUCAGCAAGCUGCUGGCUGCAAUCCUGCACCUAGGGAACAUAGAGUUUGAAGCGGCUGUGUACGACAACUUGGACUGCUCUGAUGUGAUGGACUCGCCACACUUUUCAAUCGCAACCAAAUUGCUUGAGGUGGACUCCAGUGAACUCCAGAACAGCCUCACAAACCUCUCCAUCAUUGUCCGAGGAGAAAGCGUGUCCAGGCCUCUGAACAUAGCUCAAGCUGCAGAUGGGAGGGAUGCCUUUGUGAAGGGUAUAUAUGGACGUAUUUUCCUGUGGAUAGUGAACAAGAUCAACUCAGCCAUUUUCAACCCAGCUUCUCAAAAGCCUAAAGACAGAUGUCAGUCUAUAGGGCUGUUGGACAUUUUUGGGUUUGAAAACUUCAGCAACAACAGCUUUGAGCAGCUCUGCAUUAACAUUGCCAAUGAGCACCUUCAGCAGUUCUUUGUGCACCAUGUCUUCAAGCUGGAGCAAGAAGAAUACCUCGCAGAGCACAUUGCCUGGAAUAACAUUGACUUCACUGAUAACCGCCAGGCUCUGGAAGUCAUUGCACUCAAGCCUAUGAAUAUCAUCUCCCUCAUUGAUGAAGAGAGCAAGUUCCCAAAGGGCACAGAUGCCACCAUGCUCAUCAAAAUUAACUCCCUGCAUGGCAAAAGUAAAGUCUACAUCCCACCUAAGAGUGUCCAUGACACCAAGUUUGGCAUCAACCACUUUGCUGGGGUUGUCUUUUAUGAAUCAAAAGAUUUCCUGGAGAAAAAUCGGGACACACUGAGUGCUAACGUAAUGCAAGUGGUUCAUUCCUCCAAAAACAAAUUCCUGAGAGAGAUUUUCCAGGUGGAAACAACCCCACCUAGUCUGGGACGUGGGACCAUCCGGCAUCUUGGAACUGACCAGGCCUACAAGUCUUUAUCCCAAUAUGGCUUUCUGCUGUUCAGAACAUCUGGCCGUGUACAGGGCAUGGAUACCACCAAACGGCUCUCUACUCUGGGAGGACAGUUCAAGCAAUCCCUGGAAAAACUAAUGAAAAUCCUUGAGCAGUGCCAGCCAUAUUUCAUCCGCUGCAUCAAGCCAAAUGACUACAAGAAACCACUGUUGUUCGACCGGGAGCUGUGUAUCAAACAGCUGCGAUAUUCAGGGAUGAUGGAAACCAUUCAGAUCAGGAAAUCUGGCUACCCAGUUCGCUACAGCUUUGAGAAGUUCUUUGAGAGAUACAGAGUUCUCUUGCCAUGGGCUCGUCGAGAACAGCUGAAGAAUGAUGCUCGUCAGAGCUGUAUCUGCAUCUCCGAAGCAGUGCUGGGCAAGGAUGAAAGCUGGCAAGCUGGAAAGACCAAGAUUUUCCUUAAAGAUCAUCAUGAUACUGUAUUGGAGCUGCAACGCCAAAAUAUACUCACAGAUAAGGUUCUUCUUAUCCAGAAGGUGAUGAGAGGAUUGAAAGACAGGAAGCGGUUCCUGAAGCAGAGGAAGUCUGCUGUAGCCAUUCAGUCAGCCUGGCGAGGCUACUGCUGCCGGAAGAACUUCAGAAUGGUUAUGCUGGGUUUCGGACGCAUGCAGGCGCUCUACCGGAGCCAGCAGCUUGCUAAACAGUAUGAAACAACUCGGGAUCACAUCAUCAGGCUUCAAGCCAUGUGCCGUGGUUAUCUAAUGCGUAAAAAGACAGCAGAGCAGAAGAAAGCUGUAUGUGUUAUACAGGCAUAUGCAAGGGGCAUGCUUGCUCGCCGAAUCUACCAGAGGAUGAAGGGGGAGGAACACCUGACUACUCUGGGGAGAGAGGAGGCAGAAGCAAGACAAAGGAGGAAUGCUCUUGCCAAUAAACCAACAAAUCAUGAUGUUCUCAGUGACCAAGAAAUGGUGGACAAAAUUUUUGGGUUUUUACCUUCUAUGAUUGGAGGUCAAGAAGGACAGGCUCCUCUGGGUUUUGAGGACUUGGAAACAAAGCCUAAUAAGCUGGACGAAGUGGACCUGGACAUGGUUCCUAUGAGUGUGGAGCUAGAAGAGGAAACAGAUGGCUUGGAAGAGUACACCUUCCCAAAGUUUGCAGCUACUUAUUUCCAGGGGUCUUCUACACAUACACAUAUCCGGAGACAGCUGCGGCACCCACUACUCUACCAUGAUGACAAGGACAACGUCCUGGCUUCUUUAGUUGUGUGGGUUAUCAUCCUGAGGUUCAUGGGGGACCUGCCAGAGCCAGCAAUGUUUGCCAAGAAUGCCACCACCAAGAGUGGCUCCGUGAUGACACAGCUAUAUGACACACUUGGCAGGAAGAAUCAGGUCCAGUUCAGGAAUGACAGCCCAAAUAUGAGAGAAAGCAGAAAGGAUAACAAGAUUUCGAAGGGGAUUUCUUCGCUGAAGCUGAAACGGUCAUCCAAGUUGACAGGGAAGGUGACAGACCAGCUGAGAAGUGGAGAAGAAGCUUUUCAAGAGGACAGCUCAAUCUCUGAGAGACCUAUGUCCAACCUAGAAAAAGUGCACUUCAUUAUUGGCAAUGCAAUUCUGCGUCCUGACAUCAGAGAUGAGAUUUAUUGCCAGAUUUGCAAACAACUCACUGAAAACAGCAACAGGAGCAGCUAUGCUCGAGGCUGGAUCCUUCUGUCACUUUGCCUUGGUUGCUUUCCUCCUUCAGACACAUUUGUGAAGUACCUGUUGAAUUUCAUCCACCAUGGCCCCACAGGCUAUGCGCCAUAUUGUGCUGAACGUCUGAGACGUACCUAUGUCAAUGGAGCACGGACUGAACCUCCGAGCUGGCUGGAACUUCAGGCAACAAAGCAGAAGAAAGCCAUUAUGUUUAAUGUCACCCUGAUGAAUGGCCAAAGCAUCACUGUCCCUGCAGAUUCUGCUUCCAUUGCCAAAGAGAUCUGUCAGUUCAUAGCAGAUAAAACAAAACUGAAGGAUGUGUUUGGUUUUUCACUCUACAUUGCUGUGUUUGAUAAGGUCUGGUCACUGGGUGGGGGACGAGAUCACGUCCUGGAUGCCAUCUCUCAGUGUGAACAGCUAGUGAAGGAGCGGGGCACACACGAGCGCAAUGCACCAUGGCGGCUCUACUUCCGAAAAGAAAUCUUCACCCCCUGGCACAACUCCCAGGAAGAUCCUAUCAGCACUGAUCUUAUUUACCACCAAGUCAUUCGUGGCAUCCGGUUUGGAGAGUACCGCUGUGAGAAGGAGGAGGAUUUAGUGGAGAUAAGUGCAAAAUAUUGUUACAUCCAGUUUGGAGAUUCCAUCCACAAUGAACUUGUGCAGAAGGUGCUCCAUGACUGUAUUCCAGUGAAACAGCUGAAGUACAAGCCCCUGGAAAAGUGGGUGAGCCUUAUAACCUAUGCACAUGCUAAGGCCCCAUACACACAAGACCGUCUCUCCCGUCAGACUGUGAAGGAACAACUUGUAGAUUUUGCUCGCUUUCAGUGGCCUUUGCUUUUUUCCCGAUUCUUUGAAGUCACUAAGUUUUCAGGUCCCAGCCUGCCCAAGAACCACUUCAUUGUUGCUGUAAAUUGGAAAGGUAUCUGUUUCUUGGAUGAGUCAGAAAAGCGGCUCCUUGAGCUGACCUUCCCAGAGAUAACUGGCAUCCACACCAACAGGGCAGCGAAGUCAUUUGGACAGAGUUGCACUCUCAUCACACUUCGUGCCGAGGAGUUUGUCCUGACAUCCGUCAACAGCGUUGUCAUUGCUGAACUGGUGGUCAUGUUCCUUGAAGGACUGAAAAAGAGAUCACGAUUUGCUGUGGCAAUGCAUGAGAAAAAAUCCCAAGAAGACCCUGCCAUCCUGUCCUUCAAGAAGGGAGAUUUGCUAAUCUUCACUGAAGACAAAAGCCUGGACCCAAACUCUGGCUGGAUCUGUGCCCAGAAUGAAAGGACAGGCAAAACAGGGAAUGUAUUUUUGGAAGAGAUCUACAUAAUUCCUUCUCUCACAAAACCCUCUAGUCAAGUGCUGAGUUUGCUAAUGAUGUCUCCAGACCAGAGGAGGACAGCUUCACAGAACUCCUACAUGGAUGAACCUGAUGAAGAGGAUCUCAAAGUGAAGCCUUAUACCCUGGAGGAGUUCUCCUAUGAACACUUCAGGACUCCUGAGAAGGAAUCCAUCAGUAAAGCUGUUCUUCAGAAAUCCCGCGGGCGCAGUCAACUGUGGGCACACUCUAAGGAGCCCUUGAAACAGCCCUUGCUGAAGAGAGCAUGCACAGACCCUGAUCUUCGGGAUUUGGCCUGUCAGGCCUUCAUUGCCAUCAUGAAAUUCAUGGGUGACUAUCCCUCAAAACAGACACACUCCUCCGUGGAAGUCACUGACCAGAUAUUUGUAGCAGCUAUCCAGGAGGAGGUCCUGCGGGAUGAGAUUUACUGUCAGAUUAUGAAGCAACUGACUGAGAACAGAAACAGGUACAGCGUGACCAAGGGCUGGCAGCUCCUUUGGCUCUGCACUGGCCUGUUUCCACCCAGCAAGUCACUGCUGAAACAUGCCCAGAAGUUCAUGGAGACACGUCAGAAAGAAAGACUGGCCCUGGAGUGCAGUCAGAGGAUUCAGACAGUGAUGAGGAGUGGCUCCAGGAAGUGGGCACCUCAUCCUGUGGAGGUUGAGGCCAUCUUACAGAACAACACUAAGAUCUCACACAAGAUUUUCUUCCCCAAUGAAACAGAACAGACAUUUGAUGUGGGAACAAACACCAAAAUCCGGACUCUGUGUCAGAAAAUCGCUUCCAAAUUGCAGCUGAGUUCCUGGGAAGGUUUCAGCCUCUUUGUGAAGAUUGCAGACAAGGUGAUCAGUCAGAAUGAAGCAGACUAUUUCUUUGACUCACUAAGGCAGGUGACAGACUGGAACAGAAGGAACAAACCAGGGAAAGAUGGGACGACUACGUCCAUGGCUUAUAAUGUAUACUUCAUGAGAAAGCUGUGGCUGAAUGUAACUCCUGGAAAGGACCUGAAGGCUGAUUCCAUUUUUCAUUACCACCAGGAGCUGCCGAAGUACCUCAGAGGCUACCACAAGUGUUCCAAGGAUGAAGCUGUUCAGCUGGCAGGGCUGAUUUAUAAAGUGCACUUCAACAAUGACCGCACGCAGCUGGCAACCAUCCCCAAAAUCCUGAAGGAGCUGGUUCCAGACAAUCUGCUCCGAGCUGUCUCACCAGAUGAGUGGAAGAAGAGCAUUACUGUAGCAUAUAGUAAACAUGAAGGAAAAACUGUGGAUGAGGCCAAGAUUGCCUUCUUGAAAAUGAUACACCGGUGGCCAACAUUUGGAUCAGCCUUCUUUGAGGUGAAGCAAACCUCAGAGCCAAAUUUCCCAGAGAUUGUGCUGAUUGCAAUCAACAAGCAGGGAGUCUCACUGAUACAUCAGAAGACAAAGGAUAUUUUAACAGUCUACCCCUUCAACAAAAUCUCCAAUUGGAGCAGUGGGAGCACAUACUUUCACAUGACAAUAGGGAACCUGGUACGAGGAAACCGGAUCUUAUGUGAGACAUCUCUGGGUUACAAAAUGGAUGACCUGUUAACAUCCUAUGUACGCCUGCUAAUGAACGCUGUAAACAAGCAAAAGAAACUCGCAGCCUGAGAGUGGAAAUAGAAUCCAUGACUUAUACCUGUGCCAAACUACCUGUAAUUUAGGCUCUCAUAAGAAAUGCCAUUUAAAAAAUAUUAAUCUUGAUGAUCAGUCUUCUGAUCACACACUGAAUGAACUGUGUUGCUGAAAUAUUACAAGAGAAGCUCAAGUGAGCAUACGCUUUCAAAUAUCUGUAACACUUGUCUUAGAUGUAGUGUAAGAAUUCAAUUCAGAUUUUGGAUUUAGAGAAACUUUAGCUGGAUUUUAAUGUACUAUGGGGGGGGAGGGGCCCUAAUAUGAGAGCCGCCUCUGCUACUCUCAGUCUCCUCCAUUUUUAAAGAGAGAGACACAUUAACACUUGUCCUCCUUUUGGAAAGAAGAUGUCCCCUUGUUGUAUAUGCUCUUAUCAAAUGCAUAAAAUCCUUGACUCUUUGCAAACAAAGGUAAUGUUAUUUUUUUCCUCCUGUUGGAAAUUCUAAGAGUGGCGAAAUACCUUUUGGUAGUGGGAUAACUGGACACCUUGAAAGGUGAGAUGCUGGUUUUUCAUCCUUUUAUCACUAGGUUAUGUGCUGCAAGUUACAGUACACUAUGACAGACAGUUACUGUCAGAAUAUAACUGUCAUUCCUGGGUGCUGCUAAAUUAGCAAGCCAUCCACUAGUUUACCAUUGCCUUGGUUAAAUUAAAUAGUUUUGUUUUGUCCACAUUUUAUAAUACACUUGGAAACUAACAACUGUUUUCUACUAUGCAGUUUCUAGUAAGCAUAAACAAACUCUGAAAUUAGUCUGAAUUUUGGGUCCAUGACUUUCACUCAGUUGCUCUUAUUUCAUGUUAUGGAUGUGCUAUUCAAUGUAAAUCAGAAUCAAAAGAACUCCAUCUAACAGACAUCUGUUGAAAAGAGACUUUUCUGCUCUAUAAAAUGUUCUCAGCUUGGAGUUAUGCAGACAUUCGUUCAUGAGACAAUAAUAGCUUUAAUUUCUUCCAAUCUUUUAUAUUUUUCGGUUAGCACGCAAUUUGAGUGAUAAAAUUUGAUUCAGCACUUGUUCAUCUCUCAGACCUUUGUAAACACACAACUUUGGUCCUACAGAAACCAAAUUGUGCUCAGAGUGUGUAAAGCAUAUGUGCACUGUGGUGGUGAUAAGCCUAGAUGCUCACCCCAUCAGAGAACAAGUACUCCUUCCUCAACAACGAGCCCUCCCUUGCUCACAGUGAGACGGGGACAUGUCUUAAAGCUUUUACACCAAGUUCCUUGAGACACGAUGUGGCAGUGCUGGAAAAGCAGCUCUGCUAGAUCUUUCAAAUCUGCCAAUGUAUGCACAAUGGUUCUCUUGUUCCCUCAGAUGUGUGUGUGUGAAAUUCAAACACUAAUGGGAGUUUUGUACAUGGGUGACAGGGAAGAGCCCCACUCCCUUUGUGCAUCUAAAUGAGUGCCAUGCUUGUCAGAAUAGUUGAUCCUUUUGCAUGCAAUUAGAUAUUCCUGCUGUAACAUCCACUGUGGGCAAUGGAAACAUUUCAGACUAAUGACUUUGAGUUGUUUUGUCAUCCUACGUCUGACCUAACUGGCUAUAAGUGAGAAGCAUUUAAUACUUCACCUGUACAAACAAGAAAUUUUGCAGCCAAACUACUGUUUCUGGUUUUUAAAUAAACACUGCAGAAAAUUAACCACAAUGUCUUUUUUUAACAAAAAAAUUAAAUAUUCACUCUAGAUCCAUGUAACCUAAACCUACCAAACAUCCACUACAGCCUGAUCAUAGCAUCCCAUCCACUUGUCAUAUAUACAACACAAUUUGUACAGCCUCUAGAAGGAUGAUAUCCCUUUUCUACACAUCCUCGUCAAACAACACAUUACCACAGAAGCAGCAAAGAUCCAAAAUGUGAAUUCACCAUGACAGUGCAUCAGAUUUCCGCAAUCCCCAGAGUUCCUCAGCGUGCAUAAUGCUCUCUGGCUCAGCAUUGCACAUGUAAUUUUUUUAAACUGUACAAUAUACAAUUUUUUUACAUUUGUUUUUUGCGUGAAGACUUAAAGUGUAUUACAGUUAACUUUAUUACAGGAACAGAAAAAGGUACAGUAUUACAACAUUUCAAUCCACAAUCACAUGUUUUGUUUAGACAGCACAAACAAUGUGUGAUAAAAUGAGAGUUCGCCAUGGUGCAGAAUCCACACUGCUCAUCAAGGCCUGAACCAAAGCAAGUAGCUGCUAAUUCUUUUACUCAGUCUAUACCAUCCUCAGCACUUAAUAGUGCUUUACAGACUAGUACAACCACAUUUAUUACAUGUUUGCCUGCAAUCUAUUCCUUCACCAUCCAACCACUUUUUAAAAGUGUCAGUCACAUCAUCGAAUACAAAACAUGCAACAUCUAGAAACUCUCUGUACAGAAAAUUGAACAAUAUUUGCCUACAUUGCACAGACUGUAAAAAUAAAGACCAGGAUGAAAACCUCAGAGAGCAGAUUAGGUUGCCAUAAAGAAAGACUGCAAGUGAUUAAUAUACCCUUUGAAUACAAACAAGCUUCACAUACUGUGGUUUCUAAAAGCAAAACCAUUUUCAAGUGUAUUCAGUGAAUAUUAGUGAUUUUAAUUCAGUAUGGAAAAAUAUAAAUGUAAACCAUAAAUGUAUAUGAGACAACAGCUUUUAGUAACUGUAGACUUCUGAGCCAAGUUCAACCUUGAUAUAAAUCUAUAUUCUCCAGUGGUGUGAUACCUAGGAUGAAUUUGGCCAGCAUGUCUAUUUACAGCAAUGGAAAAAAGCAUGCAGCUAAUUUCUGACUUAGACAUUGACUUUAUUUAAAAACUAAACAAGACAAAAAUCAACCUGCCAGCCUAUCAACACACUAAGAAGAAUUCAUAAGUCUGCAUUAUAUUCUACUUAAUUUUUAAAAAGUGGACUCAAAGUAGAGGAAGAUGCAUUUAUUUAAACUAUUUAUAGUUAUUUCUCCUACUCUUUUAAUUCCACUGUCCCACAAAAGGUAUAUCAGUAAUAUUCACUACUGUAACUCUGUACAUUGCAGGUUAUGGGAAGCAGGAGUAUAAGAAAAAUAAUUGUGAAAAAUUCAUAAUUUAAGAGAUACUACGAGAACAUCACCCUCUGCUAAUAUAGAGGUCAGGGAUUAUGAUUUUUCCCCUUGCACCACUAAUUUUCUCUGAAGAUAGGGACAUAAUCCAAAUCCUAGAGAACAGAACAGCGUAUCAAAGAGAAUGGUAUCAACUGUCCUUUGAGCACUGAAGCUUACUAGGUCUACUGAAUUUCUAACAUGAGACAAGACUGUGAGCACACACUAGAUCUCUAGACCUCUACUUGCAGUACAGACGUUAAUUCCAUUUACCUCUACAUACAUGCAUUUUCCAUUGCUGAACUUGAGAGUGGCCACUGAAAGAGUAUUACCUAUUGUCUGCUAGUUACAUAGUCUUCCUGUAUUUACCAGUAGCUAUGUGGCUGUGUGUUCCUCCACCAUCAUCCCAGAAGGCUGGAGGUACACAGCUGCUCAGAUUUAGCCUUAGACCUGGCAUGUGACUAAAAUGAUAGGAACAGACAUGAAUGCUUUAUGCUGAGAAGAAUCUGCACAACAUACUGAACUGCACCUAGAUCAGUAGUUCUUGUGUUUUAUGUUGUGAAACAAAUGUCAAAGACUAGGCUUACACGACCAGUCUUUGCAGUGGCCACAUACUACUGCACCAAAAGACAUGCUGCUCUUUGUGCCCUUAACUAAAAGGCCAUUUAAAGGCUGGUGGGAGAAUAGUGACUAGCCACAUGUUCUCCUAAAGCAGUGACAAAAGCAGCUACUAUUACUGUAAUCUAUAUUGCAUAUUGGUCAAAAGAGGGUAGAAGAGUUCUACUGUUAAAAUUAGGCCUACCCCCUCAUCAGUGUUACAGUGGAUGCAGUAUA